AAUAUUAUUUUAAAUACAAUUGAGUACCCCAUUCCCACGCCCACCACCAUUGUUUUGCAGCACAUAAUUCUCUUCUUCUUCUUCUUCUUCUUCUUCUUCUUCUUCUUCACCUCAAUGAUUCUCCAUUUCUUUCUUUCCCAGUCAUCCUCUUCUUUUCCCCUCUCUUUAAUUUCCCUCUUUUUAUUUCAAUAAACUCCCAAUUUCUGUUUCACUUCAACUAUUUCACUGCAGCUCUCAGUAACAAGAACCAAAACUCUCUGCUCUGCCAUUUCAGCACCGCUGUUUUUACCUUUGAUCGUCCUCGUUUUGAAGGGAUACUACUUGGAGAAACUUUUCUGGGACGUUCUUUUUCUUUACAGGGAAAGAGUACACCAAAAUAUUAUCUUUAUCUCAUAUCUAGUAGAGAAGAACAGAAAGUGAUGCAGAAUCAACCUUCACAUAGUUCUUUUUCAGGUCAUUAUAAUAGUCCAGUCAUGACUAAACCCAAAGAAACGGAAAAUGUAUGGAGUAAUUUCCACAAAUCUGAUGCUCUCCAUGCGUCAAGUGUUACUACACUAUUCUCAAGCUCGUUGCCUGUUCUUUCACAUGAGAAACUGAACGUGGUUGACAAUGGAGUUGCUAUUCAAUCAGUUGAUGACAUCUCGUCUCACUUUAAGAACCUCAACCCAGGUCCAGAGGGGGAUGAUCCAAUUGAAGACAUUGAAACUCAUGCAAUUGGCAGCUUGCUUCCUGACGAUGAGGAGGAGCUUCUAGCUGGUAUAAUGGAUGAUUUAGAUCUGAAUGGCUUGCCUAGCUCUCUUGAAGAUUUGGAAGAAUAUGAUCUUUUCAGUAGUGGAGGUGGAAUGGAGUUGGAAACAGAUGCUCAACAAAAUGCUAGCAUUGGUUCCUCAAGGCUAGGCUUGGGUGAUGGUGUAGUUGGAAGUGUGGUACCUCCUUAUACCUUUUCAAAUGGUGUUGGAACAGUUGCUGGAGAACAUCCUUAUGGAGAGCAUCCUUCUAGAACGUUGUUCGUGCGUAACAUUAAUAGUAAUGUUGAAGAUUCGGAACUGAGAGCUCUCUUUGAGCAAUAUGGCGAUAUUAGGACUUUGUAUACUGCUUGUAAACAUAGGGGCUUUGUGAUGAUAUCUUAUUAUGACAUCCGUGCUGCUCGAACUGCUAUGCGCUCAUUACAAAACAAACCACUGCGGCGGAGAAAACUUGACAUUCACUUCUCAAUUCCCAAGAAUAAUCCAUCUGAGAAAGAUAUAAACCAAGGAACCUUGGUAGCCUUUAAUUUGGAUCCUUCAAUUCCCAAUGAAGAUCUUCUUCAAAUUUUUGGGGUCUAUGGUGAGGUCAAAGAGAUAAGGGAAACUCCGCACAAGAGACACCAUAAGUUUAUUGAAUAUUAUGAUGUUAGAGCUGCGGAAGCAGCACUGAAGGCAUUAAAUAGAAGCGACAUUGUUGGUAAACGCAUAAAACUAGAACCAAGUCGCCCUGGAGGAGCUCGUCGAAACUUAAUGUUGCAACUCAAUCAAGAACUUGAACAAGAUGAUUUAUGGAGUUUUCGCCCUCAAGUUGGUUCACCAAUUGUCAAUUCUCCGCCAGGUAAAUGGAUGUCGUUUAAUGGUUCAAUUAAACCUAGUUCCUUGGGAAGUAUCAGUAAAAUUCCUAGUUAUACACCCAUAAGCCCAACAGGUGGCAACCAUUUGCCUGGAUUAGCUUCAGUUCUCCCUAAAGUAACAAGAAGUACUAUGAAGGUUCCUCCUAUUGGCAAGGACCAAGGAAGGGGUAACAAUAUGGAGCAUCCAUAUUCCAUUACAAAUCCAUUGCAUACCUUUCAACCAUCCCUUUCAUUUCCGGAGCCAAAAUCAAGACAGUAUAAUGAGACUAUGGCCUCCUUCAGACCUCCAGCAUCAAGUGGGUCAAGUGUGGAAACGUUCUCUGGUCCACAAUCUUUAUGGGGAAGUCAGAAUUCCUACUCAGAGUCCUCUAGUUCUUCUGCUUGGUCAAGAUCGUAUGCAAACCAUCAUUUCUUAUCCAAUGGAAAUGGUCAGACACUUCCAUUUCCCAGCCGGCAAACUUCUUUCUUCAGUUCAACUCCAAAUGCCCACUUGCAUCAUGUUGGAUCUGCUCCAUCAGGCAUACCAUCGGAGAGGCACUUUGGGUAUUUCCCCGAGUCACCAGAUACUUCAUUAAUGGGUCCUGGAGCAUUCAGAGGUUUAGGCUCUAGUCCGCAUGCUUCUGUCAAUACCGCCAGCACCAUUCCAAGAAACAUGUCUGAAAUUCACCCUUCAAGUUUUCAGAUGAUGUCUUCAUCCAUGCUGAACCCGAUGAUAUCAGGUAGUGUUCCAUACCUGGGACUGCUACCAAACAGCCUGGAUGGUUUGAAUGAGCGUGGCAGAAGCCGAUGGAUUGAGAAUAAUGGGAAUCAGCUUGACAUUAGAAAGCAGUUUCAGCUUGACUUGGAUAAAAUUAAGGCUGGGGAAGACACUCGAACGACCUUAAUGAUAAAAAACAUUCCGAAUAAGUACACGUCAAAAAUGUUAUUAGCUGCCAUUGAUGAAAAUCACAGGGGUACUUAUGAUUUUCUCUAUUUGCCAAUUGAUUUUAAGAAUAAAUGCAACGUGGGCUAUGCUUUCAUCAAUAUGCUAUCUCCUCAACACAUAAUAUCCUUUUAUGAGGCUUUUGAUGGAAAGAGAUGGGAGAAGUUCAAUAGUGAGAAAGUUGCUUCAUUGGCAUAUGCUCGAAUCCAAGGAAAGGCAGCUCUCGUGAGUCAUUUUCAGAACUCUAGUUUAAUGAACGAAGAUAAGCGCUGCCGCCCCAUUCUUUUUCACUCAGAGGGCCCAGAAGCUGGAAAUCAGAUUCUCCAUGAUCAUCUGCCUCCUGCCAACUUGGGUGUCAAUAUCUGGGCGAUGAACGGGUCACUUUCUAGUGAUUCUUCGGGAAGUCCUCCGAAUUAUGGCACUAGUGAGAGGCCUGAUAAAUGCUAAACGCAACGUCGCCCUCAGCCUUGAUCUUUCACUACUGAAUUGUUAACUCAAGUAAAUACUGAAGUACAUAUGUCAGGAACAAGUGGAUUAGGAAGAACAAACAUAUGCAGAUUUUGUUUUUAAUGUGGUUUCUGCAGUGUUUUGGUAGGAAGAUUGUAUGGAAAUGGAGUAGCUGGAGCCGUGUUGGUUGCUGUACUCAUCAAUUGCAACCCGAACAGUCAACGGUCUUGGCUGACUGUUGUUGUUUAUGCACUGAAUUGGUUCAUGAUUUCUCCUUCAUUUUUUGAAGCUUCCUUUUUGCCUUCCCCCUGAAAUGUUGGGUUGAGAAAUGGCGAACACAAUGUAUAUACACCACAGGCUAUUGUGUUUUUUUGGUUGGGAAGCUUUGAGAGGAGAAACCACACAAUUGUAUAGUGGAUGGAACCUUUUACAAUUUCCUUGUGUUGAAAAAACUUGUUUCAGCUUUUAAAAUACAAGUUCAAUUGCUUGUGUUUUAUGACA
Messenger RNA from Cucumis melo (muskmelon), 3470 nucleotides. Its product is annotated as protein MEI2-like 5. Bases 420 to 2969 code for a protein of 849 amino acids. The record is from RefSeq and is a predicted model, not a curated record. The transcript is spliced from 13 exons. Lineage: Eukaryota; Viridiplantae; Streptophyta; Magnoliopsida; Cucurbitales; Cucurbitaceae. Gene Ontology annotation, molecular function: RNA binding.